Messenger RNA from Phalaenopsis equestris, 716 nucleotides. RefSeq names its product pentatricopeptide repeat-containing protein At4g14190, chloroplastic-like. The coding region runs from base 21 to 716 and encodes 231 amino acids. Gene Ontology annotation, molecular function: protein binding. The transcript has 3 exons. Lineage: Eukaryota; Viridiplantae; Streptophyta; Magnoliopsida; Asparagales; Orchidaceae. The record is from RefSeq and is a predicted model, not a curated record.
UUUUUCCGUAAUUGAAAAUCAUGUCGACGCUAGCGGCGAAGGGCACUUCUGGUGCCAGUAUCGCGUCGCCGUCUUUCUUCAAGCAGCGGGGCCGGUUGUUUUCUUCGCACCUCUCCAUCCGCAGCCGGAUCUCCUCCUUACCUAAUCCUCCUCCCCGGCUUCUCUCAAGAGGCAACCGGCGGCAGCCCCCGGCAACUGAGCCGCCGCUCGACGACGAGCGGCGGAACAGGACCUUUCUCGUCGAUGCUUUCCAUCAGAGGCGAAGCCUCAAGGUCUUGCUAGACGAACUAUCCAGAAGUGGUUCUUGCCCCCUUCGAAUCCUCGCUAGAGAUGGAGACUGGCCCUUUGAAAAACUCCGAGUCGUCAUCGCCUUCCUGGCCGACACCGGUCGGAUCACUGAGGCUCUUCAGAUUUUUUAUCAAUGGAAGGGCAUGGAAAAAUCACGCGCCAGUGCCAUUAACUACUCCAAAAUCAUUACAUUACUCUGUGAAAAGGAUCUAAUAGACAAAGCAAUGUUACUCUUUCAAGAAAUGGAGAAACUUGAAUUCACCCCCUCUGUUGCAAUUUACAAUGCUGUAAUUCAUGGAUUUGCGCGGAUUAAAGAAUUUAACAAAUCUAAAACCCUUUUGUGCAAAAUGGUGGAGGAUGGUUUGUCCCCAAUUCCUGAUUACUUACAACAUAUUGAUUCAGGAGUUUUCUCGUGGUCGACUUAUUGA